UUUAGUCGACAGGCAACCAGUUACUACUUUUAGUCUCUCUCGGUCUCUCUUUCAGCCCGCCUGCAGCUCAGCCAUCAUCCAGUUCCUUCACUAGCUGGCCACUUUAUCAGGAGCCACUCCCGCCAUCUUCCGUCGGACUCUUCCUCUUUCGUCCUUCAUCGUCUCGUCUCACCUGACCGUUGCCAAUUCCGGUGUUAAAACUAUAGGCACCUCCUUUUCCUCGCAACCUUCCCUCUUCUCUCCCCUGAGGUUUUUUACGCCGUACCGAGUCUCAUCCGAUCAGAUCCCAAUCAGCGCCAUGGCGUUCACUACUCGCCUGUUUCAUCUACUUCUCUUAUCUCUGAUCGCCUCGUCUGCAAUCGCAGCGCCAACUGCUGAUCAGUCCGAAUCUCAAUCCCACUCGGUCGCCAGCGACACCACUUUCAGCCAGUAUCUCAACAGCUUCGAGGAGAACCCCAUUCACAAAGCGCUGCAUCUGUUUGACAAGUUUCGCCAUGGCGUGUUUCGUACCGAUGAUGAGGCCGUGCAAGCCUACGAGAAGGAACCUGCGCUUGCGGAACAUCUCAACCUCGUCAAGAGACAAGUGAGCAAUGCGACCACUGCUGCAGAGACCAGCCAGGCCACGGAACCUGCAUCGACUACAGCAGCUGCCGCCACUACCAGUCAGGCCGAGAGCUCUGCCAGCAGCGCCGAGGCGACUACAUCUGCUGCAACCACUGCUGCUCCGACCACUGCCGCCCCCACGACCGCGCAUACGACCGCCGUGCAGACCACAUCGAGCUCUAGCAGCCGUGAAUCCAGCUCUAGCAGCAGUGAGUCUAGCUCUAGUAGCAGUGAGUCUAGCUCUCCGUCCACGUCCUCUCCUGCCACCACCUCCACCACCUCCUCCACCUCGUCGACGUCCUCCACGUCAACGGUGUCGUCUUCGUCCUCCUCGUCCUCGUCCUCGUCUUCCACCUCCAGUGUUCCUUCUGCCUCAUCUACUUCUUCUACUUCCUCCACUUCAUCUUCGUCUACGUCCUCAUCUCACACGACGACAGCUUCUUCCACGACCUCGACUGUGUCGACAACCACCACAUCUUCGAGCUCCUCUUCCACCUCGUCUACGUCUACAUCUUCGUCGACCUCGCAGACGACGACCAGGCAGACUACUACCUCGACAGAGCAAACCACCAGCAGCUCUACGACCAGCGAGGCGACCACACCCUACACAUCCACCUACAAGACCACCACCACUCUGCCCAACGGUCAGCUGAGCACUGUGACUGCCGUGACGGUCGUGCACCCCACCGAAACCUCCCGGGAGGUGGCUACCGGCACCAAGGCAUCUCCGGGACUGCAAACCGAUUCUGCUGCAUCCAACAACGGACUCGGACGGGAGCUGUUCCUGAUGAUGGGCGGAGCCGCCAUGGUGGCCAUGGCUCUGUAGGCCCAACUGCAAUAUUUUAUCGCGUGCAU
Messenger RNA from Aspergillus ibericus CBS 121593, 1458 nucleotides. Its product is annotated as putative GPI anchored cell wall protein (Dan4). The record is from RefSeq and is a predicted model, not a curated record. Bases 299 to 1429 code for a protein of 376 amino acids. The transcript has a single exon. NCBI's taxonomy places the organism in Eukaryota, Fungi, Ascomycota, Eurotiomycetes, Eurotiales, Aspergillaceae.